AUGGCGGCAAGCUCAGUUGUCGUCCAGAGCUUCUUCACCGAGCGUCGACGAUACUCUUCUGAGGCAGUUUACUCCAUAUACAUCACGAAGAAGCUGCAGAUGGCGUCCUCAAUGUCAUUUGAUGAUGUUGCUGCCGACAGUGGGACCUCCGAUAAAGAGGAAAUUGAGAAGGAAACAAGCUGGAAGGGGAUCUUACAGAGGGAGCUAGGAUUUGGGGCUUGGGUGUUGGCAUUAGGACUUUGCUCAUUGGGGAAAAAGAAAGAUGGGGAGUCGAUUGCAGCAAGCGCUGAGGAGUUUUUGUUCCAACAGCGAUUGGAAUUAUGCAGUUUUCUGGAAGAUAACGCGUCAAACGAGGAUGUCAUGCAGAACUUAAAACUGAUGUUAACUUGGGAGGAUGCUUAUUAUGAUGGAAACCAAUUGGAAAAGAAGUUGUUCAAUCCUGCUUCAGGAAGCUCGAUUGAGGGUCCUUACUCACAUGAUCCUCUAGGAUUGGCUGUGGCAAAGAUGUCUUAUCAAGUAUAUUCUCUGGGGGAAGGGGUUGUCGGAAAGGUAGCAGUUUCUGGAAAGCAUUCAUGGAUAUUUUUAGAUGAGCUUGAUUCUUUCUCAUAUGAGUAUUUUGAUGGGUGGCAAACUCAGUUUUCAGCUGGCAUUAAGGAACAAAGAGAUCUGAGAGAUGCUUUUCAGAUCGAUUCUAGUCUCUUUCUCAUCUCCGCUCCUUCUUUGAAUCAGGUUCCUCUGCCAAAAGGGCUUCAAAACCCCUCAAUUCUUGGUACUUUUUCGCAAAAAAUUCAUAAGAGAUUUCCUGUUUUGCAGACCAUUGUUGUUGUGGCUGUGAUUCCACUUGGAGUUGUACAACUAGGCUCUCUGCAUAAAAUUUCUGAGGAUGUGAAGCUGGUCGACCAUAUAAAAAACGUUUUCUCUGGCCUACAUGAUUCAUUACUUGGUUGUACUCCAAGUUCGAUGAAAAGUAACACUGAUGAUUCUUGUUUGCCAGAUUCAUGCACAAAAAUCCCAGAUUCCACUUUUCACAACUCCUCCAUUGGCAAAAUGAAAAGGUCUCUUCAUGAGGAUGAGAUGAACUUGUGGUCUCAGUUUCUUUCACCUCUUGGGGAAUCUGUUAAUCAAUUUCAUGUUUCCCCUCAAAUCGGAGACUUCUCAAAUAAAACUCUUAAAAACAACAUGCAAGAAAGAGCUGGGCCCUCAGUGCCUGGAAAUGAAAUUUCACUUCCCUCGAGCUCGGCAAAUAUUCUCUCAAGUCAACCGCAAGCACCAGUGAUGGAAAAUCCAAACAACAAGAAAUCCGGUGGCGAAACAAGUGACUCCAGGGAUUUAGGAAAGAGACCCGAAAUUACUAAGAAUGUCAAGAUCGAGAACUUUAACAUAAAUGAUUUCGAAACUCGACAUUUCGAGAACCUACGACUGCCGAUCAAGUCUAGUAAUCGUGCAGCAGAGAUGAAUAUUGCACCCUUCGGUUUUUGUGCCGGGUAUGAACUGUACGAAGCUUUAGGACCUUCUUUCCAGGAGCAGAAAAACGAUUCCAUUUGGGGGGCCGUAAAUAUUUCCGAGGGAAUAGGCAGUUGCAGUUUGCUGAGGGGAAAUUCUGACGGGAACCUUCUAGAAGCAGUGGUGGCUCGAACAGGAACUCACAAAAGGUAUGACACAGAAAACGAGAGGUCUUGCCGUGAAUCUCUCUUGACUGCCGAUAAAACACCGUGCAAUAGUCUGGGAACUAUUAGUUCGUUCGACCGCGACACUUCUUGUAGUUUAAAUUCGGUAACUUGUAGUGUCGAGUCAUUGAGGGGAUUCCCGUGUACGAGUUCAAGUAUAGGGAGUGAGCAUUUGGAUAAGGCUCGUAUGCCGGUUAAACCGAAUAGAAAAAGAGCUAGACCAGGUGAGAGUAGUAGGCCAAGGCCAAGGGAUAGGCAGUUGAUCCAAGAUCGGAUAAAGGAACUGAGAGAGCUCGUGCCCAGUGGAUCUAAGUGCAGUAUUGAUUCGCUUCUAGAGAGGACUAUUAAGCACAUGGUGUUUUUGCAAAGUGUAACCAAGCAUGCUGAGAAACUGAAUAAGUGCUCAGUGUCAAAGUUGCUUGACAAGGAAACAGGUAUACAGAGAAUCUCCUGUCGUGAGCAAGGCUCGAGCUGGGCUGUUGAAUUGGGAAACAGCCAAAAGGCCUGCCCAAUAAUAGUUGAAAAUAUAAAUAUGAACGGGCAAAUGCUUGUAGAGAUGUUGAGCAAAGAGAGUGGUCACUUUCUGGAAAUAGCAGAGACCAUUAGAAGCUUAGGGCUAAGCAUACUAAAAGGUGUGUCUGAAGCCUAUGGAGAUCAGAUGUGGAUGUGCUUUGUUGUUGAGGGUGAGAAUAACCGAAGCAUUCAUCGGAUGGAUGUGUUAUGGUCACUUAUGCAGCUUUUUCAACCUAAAACGUCUACUACUUGAUCACUGUUCAAGAAAACCAGUAUUUUCGACCUGUAGUAUUUGUUUUCUUUUUUCACAGUAAGCUGGAUUAUUUUCUUAUUGAUGUGAUUUGGGUUUAUGCUGAGUUUUGUUGUUUGUAACAUCAUCAAAUUUGGGUGUGGGAUAAUACUGGAAAUCUUGAAUUGAUAUUUCUUUGUAUUCAAAUCUCUUUGACAUUAGUGUUGAGAGAUUGAUCGUCUUUGCGGUGACAAUGUAUUUAGAAUUCUUUUUAUAGAAACCAGAACUUAUAUGAUUUAACUGUGUAAUGUGUACUAUUACAUUGUUCGACACGGAAUUCUUUAUAAGGAUCAUGCUCGACCCGAAUCUUGGAAAUAUUAUA
Striga asiatica is the source of this 2791-nucleotide messenger RNA. NCBI's taxonomy places the organism in Eukaryota, Viridiplantae, Streptophyta, Magnoliopsida, Lamiales, Orobanchaceae. The record is from the annotation of a GenBank genome assembly.